GGAACGUCAUUGGGGGUUGACCGGGAACGUCAACCCCCACAAGGUUCACGCGAUGGAACGUCACUUCCUUUUGCAGCUCAGCUAGGGCAAUAUGUCGCCGAAAAGACAAAAUGUCACCAGGAAGGACAAAAAGAGGCCUUCCUGGAAAUUCACGCUCGACCUCACUCACCCCGUAGAGGAUGGGAUCCUGGACUCUGGAAACUUUGAGACAUUUCUGAAGGAGAAGGUCAAAGUCAAUGGCAAAACAGGAAACCUGGGCAGCACUGUCCAAAUUACCCGUCUGAAGAAUAAGAUCAGUGUCAUGUCCGAGAAACAGUUCUCCAAGAGGUAUCUGAAAUACCUAACCAAAAAAUAUCUCAAGAAAAACAACCUGCGCGACUGGCUGCGUGUGAUUGCCUCGGACAAGGAGAGCUACGAGCUGCGCUACUUCCAGAUCAGCCAGGAUGAGGAGGAGUCAGAAGCUGACGAGUGAAAAUCUGCCAGAAAUUGACCUUUUACUCGUGUGUACAAAAUGACAGCGUCAUCUGUAUUUAUGCAUAUGUUGAGUAAUUUAUUAGGGAAUAAAUGUACACGAAAUAUA
This is a messenger RNA of Lepisosteus oculatus (spotted gar), 580 nucleotides long. It is a transcript of the gene rpl22l1, whose product is annotated as ribosomal protein L22-like 1. NCBI's taxonomy places the organism in Eukaryota, Metazoa, Chordata, Actinopteri, Semionotiformes, Lepisosteidae. Gene Ontology annotation, cellular component: ribosome. The record is from RefSeq and is a predicted model, not a curated record. Gene Ontology annotation, biological process: cytoplasmic translation. Gene Ontology annotation, molecular function: structural constituent of ribosome; RNA binding.